Messenger RNA from Danio aesculapii, 3070 nucleotides. Its product is annotated as epithelial cell-transforming sequence 2 oncogene-like. The transcript is spliced from 20 exons. Gene Ontology annotation, molecular function: protein binding; guanyl-nucleotide exchange factor activity. Lineage: Eukaryota; Metazoa; Chordata; Actinopteri; Cypriniformes; Danionidae. The record is from RefSeq and is a predicted model, not a curated record.
ACCAGGACGGUGGUUAUUUGGACUUGGUUUAGCUUCUUAUUGUUGGAAUGACGUCUGUGGAAUUCAGAACCCAUUUUAAGUCGAAAAACCGCGGGAAUGCAGAUGUGAAUUAUCAAUGGCAGAUGAAUGGAAGUGGUAACAGACAGUCGCUGACGGACUGGUCACGCUCUGACGGCGCAGAAACCAGAUUCAGUGCAUGGACGCCUGUGACUAAUAAAGCAUGUAAUCAACAGCUUUUUCAGGAAAGAACCACUCUCGUCCUCCAUUGGUUUGACCUGUGGACAGACAGACAAAGGAAAGAGUUUAUUUGCCAACUGCUGACAAGAUGCUCCAAAGCGCAGCUCAAGUUCACCAAUGAUUGUCUGGUACAAUCAGUUCCCAUCAGUCGGAUGGACUUCACUGCUGUGCUGCCUCGACUUCUGUCCCUCUACAUCAUGUCUUUCCUCAGUCCUCGAGACAUCUGCGCUGCGGCACAGGUCUGUUGGCACUGGAAGUUUCUGGCAGAGCAGGACUGUCUUUGGUCUCCAAAGUGUAUCCGUCUUGGGUGGUUUCUUCCCUACAGCCCAUCAGAUUAUGAGUAUGGUGCGUGGAAAAGACAUUAUGUAGCCUGUGCUGCCAGUUUGGAUAUCUUGACUCCACGGGAAGCUGCCGAUGUCUAUGGUACUUUAAAUGAGAGUUUGACAGCACCAGAAGAGCAAGAGGAUAGAUGGAGAGAGCUCAAGAUAAGACAAACCAUCAGGGAAAACUUAGCAGAGCAUAAAAAGGCAGCUUUGAAGACUAGGAGGGCAUGGCUGAACACCAGUAAAUUGGGCACAUCAUUUACGGGAACCGUUCAUAAGCCACUGAGUCUUACUACUGCUCUUGUUCAUCUUGGGGAAAAGUGUCGUUUGGAAAAUUCACUCUCCAGUGUGGAAAUAAGGAAACCACGGCUUGAUUUGACUACGAACAGUACUCUCAAUAGCACAAGUUUAUUGAAAACCACAAGUUCACUGUUCAGCAGACCAGUCAUGUCCUCCCACUGUCCUCUUCCUCACUUUCUACUUGUGUCAUCCAAAGUCCCUGGAUAUGAACUGCUUCUGGCUGCUGUGCAAGUGUCUGUGUUGGUUUUGCCAUAUGACUCACAAGGCAUGACCUUGGAGGUCUUGUUUUCUCUGGCAGAAAGAGUGAUCCAAGGCAGGAUGCUGCUAAGCGUUGGUAUUCUUGUGCCAGGAAGCACAGAUGACAUAAUGCUUACAGAUGAAUUGAGCAUUACUGAGAAGACAGUUCUGAAGCCGUGUGUUAGGGAAUUCUGGGAGAAGCUGUGUGGUUGGGUUGUUCCUGCUUCAGAAGGAGGGAGUCUGAACAUCUUUGCUCCUCUGGCAGCUUCUGUUGCAGGGAUGGGUCUGCUGAGGAAGUUGUCUACUCUGACUGGUCUGAAUGUCAAAGCUCCCACAGGGAUCUGUACAGGCUCCUACAAUCACAUUGUCAGUGAGUGGUGUGGGUCAGGUGAGUUUCCUCCACUGCUGUAUCUGCAUGAGCCUGUGCUCCUGAGCUGGUGCAGACAGGCUGAAUGGAUAGAGGAAGCCUGUAAAGGCCUGCGGAAACAGCUGGAACCACAGCUGCACUUUAUGUGUCAAGAGAUCAGAGGCCGCAUCCUGGGUCAGUUCCUCUGGGAUUACAUAAAGAUGCCUGUCAUUUUCUUUAAAUCAGAGGUCAUGCAGUGUUUGGUUCAUGGACUCGUGGCGCUGAUGAAUGAGGCUCCGGAUGAUCCAAUAGACUUCUUAGGACACUUUCUGCUUAAGUCAUCAGACAACAGCAAUGGCUUAAAGAACAUGGACCCACUGUUUCUAACAGACAAUACCUCCUUUAACAGCCCCAAUCCAGAAUAUCCAAAGGUUUUGUUAAGUGACGCAGAUAGACGAAGUGCUGUGUUCAGAGAGCUUCUGAAUAGUGAGAGAACAUAUGUAAGGCAACUUCAAGCAGUGGCCACAGUGUAUUACAGUCCUCUCAGAGCAGCGCUGGACUCCAACAGAGCCAUCAUCAGCUCAGUCAACCUCAUUACACUCUUCUGCCCUCUGCUGGACAUUUUGGAGACUAACAAGUACAACAUUUACCAUUUUCAGUUUCUCCUUUUUAUUACAUUAUGACAUUUAUUACAUCAUUGGUCUUGCAGUGCUUUUCUGAAGGAGCUGGCUGAGAGAUGGCAGGAGUGGAGCCCACUGCAGUGUGUUGGGGAUGUUUGGGUCAAGUUUUGCACCAGGUUACGGGUCUACACUAACUUUUUCAACAACUACCCCACUAUUCUUAAAACUAUAGAUAAGUGCCGUGAGAUGCUUCCUGUAUUCCGCAACUUUCUGAAGAGACACGACCGAACCAUUGCUACUAGAAUGCUGAGUCUCCAGGAGUUGCUUCUCACACCAUCCGCACGGGUGGAGGAGUAUGUGACUUUACUCCAGGCAUUAACACUACACACACCACUUGAACACUCAGACUACACACAGGUCACAUCCGCCCUCGACACACUGAUGACCUACAGAGACUUCAUUCAUAAGCUGAAAAAGAGUCUGGAUCGAGACUUAAGAAUGGUGGAGGUACAGAACACAAUUCAGAGCUGCCCGAAUUUGCUGGAGGGGAGCAGAUACUUGAUCAGCACUCAGGAUGUGGCAUUACUGAACUGCCUUAAUGGAGACAUUGCUGCCUCUCUCAGGAUGUAUGAGCAUGUGAGUGACGUGGGAUUGUUUCUGUUCAACGAUGCUCUAGUGCUCACCGAGAGGAGUGUUUCAAGCAUGCCAUUUUGUGUGGCAGUGAACACAACUCACACCUUUCUGGCAUCUGUGGCUCUACAUUGCCUAAAUCUCACAGAAAUCACAGAUACAAAGUAUGUUCAAAAUGCGUUUCAGCUGGAGAGCCCGAAGCGUCGGUGGAUCUGUGCUACUGAUAGAGAAGAGGAAAAGAUCAGGCUGCUGUCUGCUUUACGCAGUGCUAUAAAUGCUGCUAUAACACGUAACUAGUGCUAGGCGGUUUCAGAUCACAAUAGAUGUUGUCUUAUAUCAUGAUAAUAAUAUUUAUUAUUAUAUAGUUCCAUUUCUGU